This is a messenger RNA of Silurus meridionalis, 3815 nucleotides long. RefSeq names its product solute carrier family 38 member 5b (gene slc38a5b). Gene Ontology annotation, molecular function: glycine transmembrane transporter activity; L-glutamine transmembrane transporter activity. The record is from RefSeq and is a predicted model, not a curated record. The transcript has 16 exons. The coding region runs from base 281 to 1693 and encodes 470 amino acids. Lineage: Eukaryota; Metazoa; Chordata; Actinopteri; Siluriformes; Siluridae. Gene Ontology annotation, biological process: L-histidine transmembrane transport; serine transport; glycine transport.
CUGCCACACAUGUGCUUUCUCCCCCCUGCUCACUUGCUCCCUUCACUGGAUCCGUAGUGUCCUCUUUUCUUUUCGCUCUUCUUUUAGUUUCUUCUCAAUAAGAGUAAAAGGUAACAUAUUUCAGUCAAGAAAACAACACUCCAUUUCUACAUUUGAAAAAAAGCCUCAACUGCAACUUUAAAAGGUUUUUAAAAAGAUCAACACUAAAGACAUUCUUUCACACCAACUUUACCUGACCUAUUUAACUUCUCUUUAUUAAUAUACAAAAAGAUAUACAAAGAUGGAACUUCAGAAACUAUCAAAUGGACACCAUCAGGAAUUCCAGCCUCUGGAGGAUGGUUUGUCACCAGAGCAAGAAAACUUUAUACCACAUAAGAGCAGCGGGGAAAAAAAAACCCAGUUUACAGAUUUCGAAGGGAAGACCUCAUUUGGAAUGUCCGUGUUUAACCUCAGCAACGCUAUCAUGGGCAGUGGAAUCCUGGGACUGUCAUAUGCCAUGUCUAAUACUGGCAUAAUUAUGUUCCUGUUCCUGUUGAUAUGCAUUGCAAUACUUUCAUCUUAUUCUAUUCAUCUCCUUCUAAAGAGUGCUGGAGUCGUUGGUAUUCGUGCAUAUGAGCAGCUCGGGAAAAGAGCUUUCGGUCAAGUGGGAAAAAUACUGGCAGCUCUUGUCAUAACAAUGCACAACAUUGGAGCAAUGUCUAGCUAUCUCUUCAUUGUGAAAUAUGAGUUACCUUUGGUCAUUCAAGCCUUUUUGGGGCUUCACCAUAGCAGUGGACAGUGGUAUCUGAAUGGCAACUAUUUGAUCAUAUUUGUCUCUAUCUGUAUUAUUCUCCCACUGGCUACGAUGAGACAACUUGGGUACCUGGGCUACACCAGUGGGUUCUCACUCACUUGUAUGGUUUUCUUCCUCAUCUCAGUCAUCUACAAGAAGUUCAACAUCCCAUGCCCUUUUGAGGAUUUUAACAAUCACACCACAGUCAAUUUCACAAUGGAAGAAGAAUGUGAGGCCAAGUUCUUCACUGUCAACCAGCAGACGGCCUAUACAGUUCCCAUUUUGGCCUUUGCAUUUGUGUGCCACCCUGAAGUGCUGCCUAUCUACACUGAAUUGCGCAACCCAAGUAAGCGACGUAUGCAGGCCAUCGCCAAUGUAUCCAUCCUAAGCAUGUUUGUAAUGUACCUGAUGACCGCAAUCUUUGGAUACCUCACCUUUUAUGGAAAUACAGAGACAGAGCUGCUGCACACCUAUAGCAAAGUGGACCCGCUGGAUGUAUUGAUCCUGUGUGUGAGACUGGCUGUACUAGUGGCUGUCACACUGACUGUGCCUGUGGUGCUUUUCCCGAUUCGACGAGCUCUGCUGCAACUGAUUUUCCCCAAGAAACCUUUUCACUGGGCUCGUCACAUAUGCAUCGCUGUGUGCCUCCUUUUUGUCGUCAAUUUGCUUGUCAUCUUUGUACCCAACAUCCGAGACAUUUUUGGCAUCAUCGGUGCCACCUCUGCACCAAGCUUGAUCUUCAUCCUUCCAGGCCUCUUCUAUAUCCGCAUUGUUCCAAUAGACCAGGAACCACUCUCCUCAAGACCAAAAAUUCAGGCUAUUUGUUUCACGGCCCUGGGUUUCAUCUUUAUGACGAUGAGUUUAACCUUCAUAGCCCUGGACUGGAUCAGUGGAGAGAACCGCAGUGGUGGGGGACACUAAUUCCCAACCACAAACACAAAGGGUCCAGUAUGUCUGCUCAGAAGAACACCACCUGUCUUCUUCUCUCAAACCCAGUUUUGGAACAUGAGAGAAAAGCAAAAAACAAAUAAACCAACAAACAAAAUCACUGAUAGGCUGGGCCCAUCUCAUCUCUGGUCCCUUUCCUUACUGCGUGAGGGUAGGACCUGCUUCCCACCAUAUUUCAAAUUAAAUAGAGGAGUGUUUGUGGUGGAGGAUCUUGGCUGAACAUGAUGACAUCGCGCCCUUUCGAGGCAGUAACCUUCAAGAUCCUGAAUGCAAUCAUUUGCUUUGACAAUCCACAGAGAUAAAUGCCAAUUAGGUUUCUGAUGGCAACUGCUUAUAGAUGCAAAAUUUAUAAAGGUUAAUUUGCAAGAUCUGUAAGAGAAUCGCAAAAAGGCAGAUGUAAUGGUUUAUGUUCUCCCAUCAGUGUAAACAGGAAAAAUCCAUGUUUCAUGUCAAGGUUUUAGGACAGAUAGAUGUAUGCCAAGUACAUACAGCAGUAUUUCAUUCUAUUGAUCAGCUACAGUUUAUGUUUAGAAGAAAACUCUAUCCAAAUUUCUCUUUCACAGCACAGUUUUAGUAAAGGGUUAAGUAAAAUCUUAAUGAUGAAAUAGGAAGAAACAUUAAAAAUAUACCGCAUGAGAAAUUUCUUAAAGCCACAAUCACUGCUUUAUAAAGACAGUAAAUUAACAGUAAAUGUAUGGCAAAAUAGCUAAUUUAUGUAACAUCUUUUCAGUAUUUAACACAACUGCCAUUACCUCAAGCAAAAAAACAAUUGAACAGACAAAACCAUCAUGUGCCUUAAAAACACGGGGUGCAAACCUUGUUUCCAGAUUCUUUUUAAAAGCCUUAUUCAAUACCAUACCUCAGUUUGUUGUUCUCAAGUCCCUGGCAGUUGUUGUAAAGCAGAAUGGACAAAUUAGAUAGUAUAUUGAUUUGUUUUAAGCUUUUCACAGCUGCUUUUUGUUUAAGCAGGAUUACACUUCAUCUGAAUGAGAAAGGUACAGCAAAAAACCUCUAUAAUAAAAUUAAUUGCUGAAUUAAUAGCUUUAAAGUAAAAGCAUUCAAUCAGUAGAAUUAGAGCGAAGGAUCCAUCUGUAUAUUUUUUUCCACAAUGAAUGAGUGAAGCAUGAUAAUUAAAAGCUCAUAAUGUGACACUGAUUAUCAUGUAUUUAUCAGCACUUCUACUGUGGCCUUUUCUUUUAGGUUGUAUUUUUUGGGGGCCACAGAUAAAAUCUUCACAAAUUUAAAAUACUAAGAAUGAAACUUAUAAAAAAAUUAUAACCAGUGCAUUUAAGCCAAUACGAUAGAGCAGAAUAGGGCUGAAUUAAGGGUUAAAUUGUUUUUCCUCUGAGUCUGGAGGCCAUUGUGAGAUGGUGUCCGUUAUAUAUUUUUUCAAAAGCUGAUUAAUUUCCAUGUCCCUCAUGUAUCCAUAUAUAUACAAUGGAGAGGAAAAUCUAAAAAAAAAGGUGCUAAAAAACAGAGCAACAUUUGGGGAAUAUUUCCCCUUUAUAAAUGACAGCUCACUUGGCAUUUCAGACAAACACUGACAAACACAGUGUUUUCAUUUCAUCAAACACUGUCUCAAAAUGUCCUUGAAUAAGCACACCCUACUUUCUUAGUUGUAAAGUAGGUCAUACUCGGUUUACAGUGUGGUGUGGUGAUUAGCUUUUAGCUGUGCAUGCCAAAGCAAAUGCCAAUGUGAAUCUGACAAUUUACAUCCUGUGAACUUGACGAUUUUACAUUUAGCUUAUACCUGCAACUUAUGGUAUCUACAACUUACUCUUUCUUCAGUUUUUACAGCAUUUCUGUUAAAUAAAAUUCUGUAUAUUCUACUCUUCACCUAUGGUAGUUCAGUUAUUUUUUUUUCUGUAACAGCUCUGCAUCUUUUCUCCAAGUUUCAAAAAUAUGGUGCCAACAUUUGAUGAAGUGACACAGAAUGUUCACAGGAUAUCCAGAUACCAUAUCCUGACACCAAAGAUAUUUUGCCGCUGAUGAAGCUACUUCAUCAACUGUUUCUUGUUUUGUUUUUUGUUUACUGAAUUGGAUGUUGACUUGGUCAUGCUUACAGUUUUCAAUAAAGACGAAUUCUGUAUGAGAA